This is a messenger RNA of Chironomus riparius, 3064 nucleotides long. Lineage: Eukaryota; Metazoa; Arthropoda; Insecta; Diptera; Chironomidae. The record is from the annotation of a GenBank genome assembly.
AAAAAAGUGUCAAAAAAUAAGAAAAAAAAAUUGUUGUGAAUAUAAACACAAGAUUAAGCAGAGAUAAACAUAAACACACAUUUUUCGGGUAUAAAAUUACAUUCAGUGAUAUAAAAUUUUAUAGUUUUGAGCAUCAAACUAUAACAGCGGCACGAUCACGGAUAAAGGAUUAUUUAUAGAAGAUACAAAAUCAUUGUGGAGUGAGAAUUUAUAAAAAAAAAAUUAAUAGAUACCAAAACUCAAGUGACAAAUGAGAAAUUGAUUCCAAAAAGAAGGAAAUUUUAUCUUAAAAUUUUCAAGUUAAAAGAACUUUUGUAAAAAUUGCACCAAAAAUUUUAAAACCGUCAAAAAUGCAUCUGCCAAAUAGUGAAGGAUCGACGGCGAUUGCAUCACCAACACCGGAACAAGCAAAAUCACCGGAACAGAUAGGCACAUCAAUAAUGAAUGACAUGUACCAAAAUCUACAUGAAUUAUUGCAAGAAUAUCACGGUGAAUUAGUGUCGACUGGAUCGCCAUCAAUUUUGUGCAGUGCUCUUCCAAAUCAUUGGCGAUCAAAUAAAAGUCUUCCAUGUGCCUUUAAAGUUGUUGCAUUAGAUGAUAUUCAAGAUGGUACAAUUGUCACAAUUAAGGCUGGAAAUGAUGAGAAUUAUUGUGGUGAAUUGAGAAAUGCAACGGCAGUGAUGAAAAAUCAAGUCGCAAAAUUCAAUGAUCUCCGUUUUGUUGGACGAUCAGGCCGUGGCAAGUCAUUCUCAAUCACAAUUACAAUUAGCUCAUAUCCAUGUCAAAUUGCCUCUUACACAAAAGCCAUUAAAGUUACCGUUGAUGGACCUAGGGAGCCACGAUCGAAGCAAAAUUAUGCAUAUGGACAUCCGGGUGGAUUUAAUCCAUUCAUGCUCAAUCCGGGCUGGUUGGAUGCUGCUUAUAUGAAUUAUGCUUGGACAGAUUACUUUAGACAUCAACAUCAACCACAUCAUCCUGCGAUGGCGGCAAAAGGAUCACCAACGUUACCAACAACAAAUGGUACGACAGUAUUACCUAAUGGAACCGAUGCAUUCUUCCCGUCACUUCCAAGUCCACCCAAUAGUGUCGCAUCAACAUCUGCACCAACAAUAACAAGUCCUUCAACUCCAACACAACAAAAUUCACAGACAUUAAUCCAACCACCAACAUCAGUGUACUUGCCACCAUUUCCAUUCGCAGCACAUCCAGAACUUCUUCAUAAAUCGCCAUUCAUGCCUUAUAAUGCACUUCGUGCUGGACUUCCGCCACAUUCAUUAACACCUGGUGCUACAAUGUCAUCACUGCUUGGUGGAGAUCAAAAUAAUGGAAAUGUUGGACGUCUUUCGCCAGCAUCAUCAAGAAAUUCUACAUCAAGUCCACCAUCAAAUAGUCAAUCAACACCAAAUCAUAAAAUUAAUUUAUCAAUGGAGUUCAAUUCCACAAAUGAUCAUUCGUCACAUUCAUCAUGUGAGGAUUCAGAGGAUGAGCAAAUUGAUGUUGUAAAAUCAGCAUUUGUGCCAAUCCUAAGGCCGACAUUAACAGCAACAAUAACAACAUCCACAACACCUGAUUCAACUGUCAAAGAAUCAUCGCCGUCACGUGAAAUUCCAAUAAAAAUUAAAUGUGAAUUAAAAGCACCGUCCUCAAAGAAGCAUAUAUUGCACGAGAAAACGUCAGAUGGAUUACAGUCGCCAGAUACAAAAAUUAAAUCGUCGACAAUUACACAGCAACAGAAAACUGUUUGGCGACCUUAUUAAUGCACAAUAUUUGGGAAUUAUUAUGAUUGCCGUAAAAAGAGAAAGAAAAAUUUUAGUCAGUGAUAUAAUCAUUAAAAAUCCAUAAAAGGUGGUGCAAACAAAAAAAAAUUCUAUUAAAUAUAUUUUUAUUGUAUAUAUAGGAAAAAUAGGUUUAAUUUCGGGACAUAAGACAAAAAUUAGUUCGAAAAUGAUUUUUUGUAAAUUAUUGCCUUGCAUAAUAAAGUUCUUCAAAGAGAAAAAAAAGUCGGAAAUAAUGCACAAAUUGCCACACGAUUAAGUACACUCAAAAAAUUCAAAGUAGGGAGAAAAAAUCCAAUUUUUUUGCACAAAAUUACCAAAAAUGAACAUUUUUUCGGUGCAUAAUUAGAUGCCGAUGAAAAAAUGCACUUAUUUCCGAAUUGAUGACAAUUUUCUACCCGAAAAUAGAGUUAUACUUGAUAAAAAAUGAGAGGCACUCGUGAACUGAAAAUGACACUCGCGCGAAAAUUGUGCAUUUUCAUUAUUAUUAUUUUUAUUAUGCGCUGUACAAAAAUUACAAACGGCUGAAUAUUAAAAUUGGGAAUUGCAAUUGGAAAUUUCUUGACAUUAUUUUUAUUUUAUUUCGAUGAUAUUCAAUUUUUUUUUUUGAAGAGCUUUAUGAUGCAAAUGACUGUAAAUAUGUAUAAUGUACAAAGGAAUAAAUAAAAAAAUUUAUAGAUGAAAAAACAGCUUUUUUAAUUUAACAGCAAAGAAUGAGUGAAUUGUAGUGCAUUUUUAUGGAUGAAUUUGGAUGAUUUGGCUACUCACUAUGGAUUGAGUGUAAUUGAGUCAAAUGAAUGGUCUUUCAAGUUCAUUCAGGGUUAGUUUGUUGCGCUAUCCAUUAAAGAUUAGUGAAAUAUUAUCGAGAAAAUCAAAGGACAUGCUCUUCUAUAGCUCAAAUUAAUAUUCAUUUUUAAUUAUUUCGAAUUUUCAGAAUUUUAAAUAAUUUAUUUAUGGCUCAUUUUUCUAGAUUUUUGUUCAAGUCACAGAUGAUUCAACUUGUCUUACGUCCUUUAGUGCAAAAGUUGCAUGAACAAUAAAAGAUAACGUUUAGAGCUUACUAGUCCUUAAACAACUAGAUAUCUCUUUAAUAAUUAAGAAUAUUUACCUUACUGUCUUUAAACUCAUGUCAAUAAUACAGAAAUGAUCAAAAAUCCAGCAAACCUUCAGAUCGUCAGCCAAAAAAUGCACUCUAUUCACUCAAGAUUCAAAUAAUAUUAUUAAAAUAAUUUUAAACUUGAUUUUAAAAUAAUGUGAAAAGAUAUUGCAUUUAUGCAACAAAAAUAGCC